GCUAAUUAAUUCAAUUUUGUUUGGCGUUAUCCAGAAGAAAUAGAUCAACAGAAAUGGGAGCUGAGGAGCCUGAAGAGAACGUCACUCACAUGGAUGCUUCGCUGUAUAAGGCAGCAGUAGAAGGCAACAUUGAAGUAUUCAAUAUUAAGCAGGGGCUUCAACUUGAGUCGCUAAAGACCCCAAACCAUGACAACCUGCUCCAUGUUAACGUGGCAACCCACGAGAUUGCUGCCUGGCUUUUUAACAGAGUUCACUCAAUAUUCAAAUCCUUCGUCCGACUAAAUGUAUUCUUCCUUGUAGAAUAUGAAUCAUUCGAUCCGUCUUUGACAAAUUUCAUUGCUAAGAUAAGAGGAGAAAAAAGAUCAGAUUUUAUCGAACAAAUUCUCAGCAAGUGUCCGUCACUGCUACUCCAAACGAAUGCUAAAGGUCAAACUCCUUUGCACGUUGCAGCAAGGUAUGGACAUUCUGCUAUUGUGAAACUUCUAAUCAAGUCUUGUGCAAAAGCUAGAGAUGGAGAUUUAGAGAAACUGGGAAUGGAUCAAGUAAAUGCAGUGAGGGAGAUGCUGAGGAUUAGGGAUCAGGAAUCCAACACGGCUUUACAUGAAGCAGCACGGUGUGGCAAUGUCAAAGUGGUGAAAGCAUUGUUGGAGUUUGAAGACCCUGAUUUUCCGUAUUCUGCCAACGAAAAACAGGAGACUCCACUUUACAUAGCAGCUAGGAGGACAGGAUCUGGGCGCUUGUUGACUCUAUUAUUAGAUAAAUUCAAAUCAACUGGUCAUGGCGGCCCCCACGGUAGAACUGCUUUGCAUGCAGCGGCUAUGGCUGGAGAUGCAGAGGCAAUAAGGGUAAUAUUAAAGAAGGGGAAUUUGACAAAGGAAAGAGAUGAAGAUGGACACACCCCUCGUCAUUAUGCUGCACACUUAGGUUCUAGAUUAUCAGUUGUGGAAGAACUGUUAAAAAGGGAUGUAUCAGCUGCCUAUAUAGGUGAUAAAAAGAGGGGGAUGACACCCCUUCUUAUGGCAGCCAGGCAAUGUAACCUUGCAACAGUUUCACAAAUCCUCUCUUUAUGUCCAGAUUGUUGUGAAAAAGUGGACAGCAAAGGUUUGAAUUUACUUCAUUAUUUGGCUUUUAGAGGCACUUUCUCUCCAUUAAGGUUUUCUUUUUGCAAGAUUCGUGGUACUGAGAUUGUAUACGGACCAGUAAAAAAUCUAACGGAGUUGGAAGGUGAGUUUGGAAUGACACCUCAAGAAGUUUAUAAUGCACUUCGAUCCGAGAAAAAUCAUCAGAAACAGAUGUGUAAGUAAGAAGCUCCCAAACACCAGGUGAUGGGUCUUCAAAAAAAAUGCAGAGUAAUUCCCAAAUCAGGACCCAGCGGCGCCAUAAAGUCUGCAAUCUUAAUAUCUUCCCGUCUCUUAUGCAUAAAUUGGAAUCCAUCUGCCAAUAGCUUGGUCAUUAGUCGCCUCUUUAAAAUAUCCAUCGCCCCUCACAUUUUCCGAUUCAAUGAUAACCUUCCGAUAGCCUUGGUGUGAGGCCAACAAUUUAGUAUUUUAAUCAUCUUUAACAACCUUGUUUUGGCCCCAUUUGCUAAUUUUAAUUAAUGUUUUAUGAUUAAUUCA
Gossypium raimondii (Peruvian cotton) is the source of this 1616-nucleotide messenger RNA. RefSeq lists its product as uncharacterized. The transcript is spliced from 2 exons. The record is from RefSeq and is a predicted model, not a curated record. Lineage: Eukaryota; Viridiplantae; Streptophyta; Magnoliopsida; Malvales; Malvaceae. Gene Ontology annotation, molecular function: protein binding. Bases 54 to 1304 code for a protein of 416 amino acids.